Camelus dromedarius (Arabian camel) is the source of this 691-nucleotide messenger RNA. It is a transcript of the gene VSTM1, whose product is annotated as V-set and transmembrane domain containing 1. The record is from RefSeq and is a predicted model, not a curated record. The coding region runs from base 124 to 543 and encodes 139 amino acids. Lineage: Eukaryota; Metazoa; Chordata; Mammalia; Artiodactyla; Camelidae. The transcript is spliced from 8 exons.
ACGGCUUCUGGUUUCCUGAGUCUGUUGUGAGGAGGAAACUGCACACCAGGUGCUGGAGAAGCAAAGUGUCGGGGCAAAACCUCCCUCCACACACCCUGAGGACAAGUGGGCAGGAGGGACGCCAUGAUCACAGAGUUCCUGUUCCUGCUUUGCCUUGGGCUUUGUCUGGGCUAUGAAGAUGAGGAAAAGAAUGAAAACCCUGAUGCAAGCGGACCUCCCCCAGUAAAAACAGACACCACAGUCAUCUUCGUCGCCACCUUCAGCUGCCUCUCCCUCUUACUCCUCUUCCUUGCUGUCUUCUUCAUCUACAGAUGCAGUCAGCACGGUUCAUCACAUGGAGAAUCCACCAAGAGAACCAGCCAUUCCGAAUUUCCCAAGCAGGAGAAAACAGAUUUAUUCAACCUAGAAAGAAUAUCUGAAUCGGCUGGAGACCGCCCAGAGGUGACCUAUGCCCAGCUGAACACCAACGCGCUGUCUGAGACAGCGUCCAGCCCUGCCGAGAUGUCCCCAGAAUCUUGUGACUAUGCAACACUGAAGGAGUAGAAGGACAUUAGGAACUGAAGGAAGGGCUGCUUCCCCGCGAAGGAGAUUAUGGAUUAAGAUGGCUGAGAUGACUGGACACAUGGAAAUCUAGGUGACUCUGUGUCCUGGGGUCAUAAUUCAAAAUAAUAAAAUUAAGUUCUUCUCUUUU